AUGUUAGUGGUUGAAAACUCGCUAAAAGAAAACAAGACGUGUGUCGACAACAAAGGUUUCCUUUAUCUUACGAAUUUAAUUGUUUGGCAUUUUUUGUAUUUUGUUCUAUCCGUUUUCUUUCUUUUCUUUUCUUUUUUGUUCAUAUCUAUUAAAGAAGUUGCUUCUUUAUCUAGAUCAACCAUCAUAUCUGUCUUUCUUCCAACCUUUUUUUUUUCAUCUUUCAUUUGUUUUCCUUCUUUGACUGUUAUUUUUUUUUCAAAAUGCAUCUUUGCUUCCUUCUUUCAUAAUAUGUUUUCCAUUCAUUCUUCCUUUUUCUUUUACGCUUAUUUUAUUCUUUCUUUCUCUCGUAGUUUUUUUCUUUCUUUCUUUUCCUUUUCCAUUCAUUUUUUUUCUCUCGUCUCUUUCAUUCAGUUUUGCUCUACUUUUUUCUUUCUUUCUUUUUUUCUUGGUUCCUUCGUUGCUUUUUGUAUUUUUUUUAUUCGUUCAUAUUUUAUUUUCAUCCUUUUUUUUCUCUUUUUCUCUCUUUUUUUUUUUUUUGUUAAUUUAACUCUUCAUUUAUCUAUUUAUUCACACACUCUUUCAUCUCUCCAGUUUUUGUUGCUUCUUUUGUCACUAUUUUUCCUUCAUUCUUUUUCGUCUUUCAUUGCGUGUUUUCUUUUUCAAGUUAUCUUUUUCAUCAUUCAAUCAUUCUUUUUCCCUUUCUUUCCUUUUGUUUCUUUUUCUUCUUUCCGAUCUUUCUCUUUUUUCUUUCUUUCUUUCUUUCUUUCUUUUUUAAUAACCUUUUUCAUUCAUUCUUCCUUUUUCUUUUAUGCUUAUUUUAUUCUGUCUUUCUCUCAUAAUUUUUCUUUAUUUUCCUUUUUUAUUCGUUCCUUCUCUCAUAAUAUCUCUUUUUCUUUUUCUUUUUCUUUUUCUUUUUCUUUUUUACUUUGA
Molecule: messenger RNA, 930 nt
Organism: Acanthosepion pharaonis
Lineage: Eukaryota; Metazoa; Mollusca; Cephalopoda; Sepiida; Sepiidae
Source: the annotation of a GenBank genome assembly